Molecule: messenger RNA, 3590 nt
Organism: Pteronotus mesoamericanus
Lineage: Eukaryota; Metazoa; Chordata; Mammalia; Chiroptera; Mormoopidae
Gene: PHACTR2
Product: phosphatase and actin regulator 2
Exons: 13
Coding region: 197-2134 (645 amino acids)
Biological process (GO): actin cytoskeleton organization
Molecular function (GO): actin binding
Source: RefSeq, a predicted model, not a curated record
UCCGCUGGGCAGGAUCCGCCUUGCCGGCUGUGGCCGGCGGGGCUGGGAGACCCGCGCUGGGAGAAGGUGAGGGACCCUGCGGGCAGCUCCGCACAGACCGGGAGAUGAGCGCUUGGAACUCUUUCUGCGAGCGGACCCAUGAUCGAAGGACCAAAAGAGCCCUGUGAUCGCCGGACCUGGCCCUGCGACCCUAGACAUGGGCCAGACCUCGGUCUCCACGCUGUCCCCGCAGCCCAGCAGCGUUGAUGGACUGGACAAAGCUUCGGUAGCAAACUCAGAUGGCCCAGCAGCAGGUUCCCAAACACCUCCUUUCAAGAGAAAAGGGAAACUCUCCACCAUUGGCAAAAUCUUUAAGCCUUGGAAAUGGAGGAAAAAGAAGACCAGUGACAAAUUUAGAGAAACCUCAGCAGUAUUAGAAAGGAAGAUAUCCACACGACAAAGUAGAGAGGAGCUGAUAAGAAGGGGAGUUCUUAAGGAAUUGCCUGAUCAAGAUGGAGAUGUAACAGUUAACUUUGAAAAUUCAAACGGGCACAUGAUACCCAUCGGAGAGGAAUCUACCCGAGAGGAAAAUGUAGUCAAAUCUGAAGAAGGUAAUGGCUCUGUAGCUGAAAAAACGCCACCUCUGGAGGAAAAGGCAGAAGAUAAGACAGAGAAUACUGCAAACCACUCUGAGACACCGGCAGCUCCUGCUCCACCUCCUUCAACUCUUCCUAAGCCUAAACCCAAACCUAAGCCCCCCAAAACAUCUGUGCCUCCAAAAGGGGCUGCUGCUGGGUCCAGCCCCAAGGGUGAUGAAGUGCCUCCUAUUAAAAAACAUACCAAGGCUCCUGGUAAGCAGGCCCCCAUCCCUCCACCCAAGCCAACAAGCCGAAACACGACCCGAGAGGCUGCUGGCUCCUCUCAUUCAAAAAAAACAACUGGCUCCAAAGCCUCAGCUUCACCAUCUACUUCCUCCACCUCAUCUUCUCGCAAGACUUCAAAGGAGACAGUUUCUAGCAAAACAGGGACAGUGGGAAUCACUAAGGGCAAGAAAAAAACUGGCAAGCAGCCAACGCCUCAACCCGCCUCAGACGCAACCACUUCUGGAACCUGCGACCUUAAAGGAGAGCCUUCAGAGACCAAGGUGGAGACUGAGCGGACUGUCCCUGGGACCGAGGAGCCGGAGCCGACCCCGGGCAAAUCCAAGUCCGCAGUCCCUCCACCCCCGGUGGCCCCUCCCCCGCUGCCCCCCGCCCCUCUCCUUGUUCUGGAGGAACAGUGCAUUUUUGCCUCAGACACUCCAGUUGUCCUGGUCACCAAUGGAGCCGACCUGCCCAUCCCUGCCUUAGACCCCAGCCAGCUUCUCUGGACUGAAGAGCCGACAAGCAGAACCACUGUCCACUCAGGCACUGGCUUAAGUGUUAGCCGAGAAAAUGCAAAAUGUUUCACAACCAAAGAUGAGCUGGGAAAGGCAGCACCUCAGCUGCUGGCUCCAGGGCUGAUGGGAGAAUCUUCAGAAUCCUUCUGUGCCCUGGAGGAUGAAAGCCAAAGGGAGUACCGGGCCAAUGACUCAGACUCGGAUGGGCCUAUCCUGUACACCGAUGAUGACGACGACGAAGAGGAUGAAGACGAGGAUGGCAGUGGUGAAAGUGCUCUGGCAAGUAAAAUCCGACGACGGGACACCCUUGCUAUCAAACUUGGUAACAGACCAUCCAAAAAAGAACUAGAGGACAAGAACAUCUUGCAGUGUACCUCUGAAGAAGAGAGGCAGGAAAUCCGACAACAAAUUGGAACCAAACUAGUCAGGAGACUUAGCCAGAGGCCUACAACUGAAGAAUUAGAGCAAAGAAAUAUCCUAAAACAAAAGAAUGAAGAAGAAGAACAAGAAGCAAAAAUGGAACUUAAGCGCAGACUCAGCAGAAAGCUCAGCCUGAGACCCACAGUGGCAGAGCUGCAAGCUCGACGGAUCCUGCGGUUCAACGAGUAUGUGGAAGUCACCGAUUCUCCCGACUAUGAUCGCCGGGCAGACAAGCCCUGGGCCAGGUUGACACCUGCGGACAAGGCAGCAAUAAGGAAAGAACUAAAUGAAUUUAAAAGCACAGAAAUGGAAGUUCACGAAGAGAGUCGACAGUUUACAAGGUUUCAUCGUCCGUAAUGAGGUGUGAGACUCUUUGGAAACAUAGACUGAUCAUCUUUGGGGGAAGUCUUGCUUCCUGAACACCUGAUAUUGCACUGGGAUUUGAUGAUGUGUGUUUCCAUUUAACUGGCGGAGAAGAAGCGUGUGGAGACUGCUCCCCACCUGUACAGCCCAGACGGGGCCAACAAGCGAAGGGACGGGUAUAGUGACCUUGCUGUCCAGCAUGUGUAUUGAUGGCAAGGGACACAAUGGUUACACCAGUUAUUCUUCAUCAGGGUUUUAAUCAAAGAAGAUCAGCAGAAGACAAUCACUGGCUCCCUGUUACCAGAAAGCCAAAGUUUAGAGUGCGGGUUUAAAAAAAAAGAAAAAUGGGGAAUGGAAUGGCUGGGCACUGGAAGAGGGUGGGUGGGGGUUGAAAACCAGAAAGAAAGAGAAAAAUUUCAUUAUGUUAAUGAAGCAAAGAAAAAAUUGAAGCAUAAAUGUAUUUUUGAAGUAGGCUUUUGAUAGCUAAGAAGUUAUUAAGGGAUUUGGGGAUCUAAUCACCCAGAGUGGAUUCCUUAGAGACCUAAUCCUAGAGGAAUAUCUUUUCACCAUUAUGUUGGUACUGUGUAGUACCAUUAUUUUAUGUUGUGCCAGUGAAUCCAGUUGCCAGAAAUAAGUCUGAGUGUUUUCAUGCAUCUUUUUCUUAAAUGCAAGAGGCUUUUAUGGACUCUUAACAAGCAUGCUUACCCAAAUUCUGUUGCAUGCUUUAAGUAGCAUAGAUAUACAUACUUUACUUUUUUUUUAAUACUCCUUACCACAAGGAUAACAGGACUGGGAAUAAAGUCAGAUGAGAUGUGACCCUAUUAAACUGUAGCAAGCUUUAGAAAUAAAUAUUUUGGUCUUUCCCUAGCUUAUCUCCAAAGUUGAAACAACCAUGUUUGAUCGAAGGAAGAUAGUAUCGACAAUCACAUCUUUUUUAAAAAUCUGAUUCCAGAAUUAAAACUUAAGCAAAAUGUAAGUGUUCUGCCAGCAGUUAGCUCUUAAUAGGACUGCAAAGGACUACUUAUUUUCCAUGCUGCAUUAAGUUGGAUUGCUGCUAUUUAAAAAGAUUAAGCAUGUGGAUCAACAAAGCACUCAAAGACAUAAAAAGAACACAGAAGAUUUUUGCUAAGUUGAGAGUGAGGAGAAUCUCAUUUUGUGUAUUAAGAGUCUGCAGGUUGCAUCCAUAAGUACAACAUUGAGUUUCAGUGCAAAAAACAGGUGACUUUAGAGUUGUGGAAGUUUCCCUAUGAGCCUACAGUCAGUAUUGUUUACAUUCACAGACCCUCCACCGUUAUCUCGCUGUUUUCCAUGGAGCCACCGGCAAAGCAUGGCUUCUGCUCGCAAAUCCAUAUGACCAUAUGUAAAUGUUCCCUUUCAUUUAAUUGUUUUUUUCCCCACAGUUAUUUUGUUCCCCUUUUAUUAAAAACACAUGAUUUGUAUAACAAGACAA